Molecule: messenger RNA, 5291 nt
Organism: Equus quagga
Lineage: Eukaryota; Metazoa; Chordata; Mammalia; Perissodactyla; Equidae
Gene: ABHD13
Product: abhydrolase domain containing 13
Exons: 2
Coding region: 278-1291 (337 amino acids)
Cellular component (GO): membrane
Molecular function (GO): palmitoyl-(protein) hydrolase activity
Source: RefSeq, a predicted model, not a curated record
CCCACUCCCGGGAGGAAGGCGGAGAGCAGGUGAUGUGGGAGUCGGCGGGGGUAUUUGCCGGCGACACCAAGCGUGGGCCGGAAGUGGAGGAGCAGACAGCGGCGCCGCAGGAGCUCCGGGUCAGACCGUGGCGACGGCGGCGGCCCCUGGGCUGGAGGAGGACGAUGAGGAACGACGGAAGCGGCGCGGGGGGAAGCUGCUGCGCGGCGCCGGGUUCCGUGUCCGCGGCCGACUGCGCAGCCUGCGAGCAGGUCUAAGAUACUUACAGAGAGCUACAAUGGAAAAGUCCUGGAUGCUGUGGAACUUUGUUGAAAGAUGGCUAAUAGCCUUGGCUUCGUGGUCUUGGGCUCUCUGCCGUAUUUCUCUUUUACCUUUAAUAGUGACUUUUCAUCUCUAUGGAGGCAUUAUCUUACUUUUGUUAAUCUUUAUAUCAAUAGCAGGUAUUCUGUAUAAAUUCCAGGAUGUGUUGCUUUAUUUUCCAGAACAGCCAUCUUCUUCACGCCUUUAUGUUCCCAUGCCCACUGGUAUUCCACAUGAGAACAUUUUCAUCAGAACCAAAGAUGGAGUGCGUCUAAAUCUGAUUUUGAUAAGAUACACUGGAGACAAUUCGCCCUAUUCCCCAACUAUAAUUUAUUUUCACGGGAAUGCAGGCAACAUAGGUCACAGGUUACCAAAUGCAUUGCUUAUGUUGGUUAACCUCAAAGUUAAUCUUUUGCUUGUUGAUUAUCGAGGAUAUGGAAAAAGUGAAGGAGAAGCAAGUGAAGAAGGACUCUACUUAGAUUCUGAAGCUGUGUUAGACUACGUAAUGACUAGGCCUGACCUUGACAAAACAAAAAUUUUUCUUUUUGGUCGUUCCUUGGGAGGAGCAGUGGCUAUUCAUUUGGCUUCUGAAAAUUCACAUAGGAUUUCAGCCAUUAUGGUGGAGAACACAUUUUUAAGCAUACCACACAUGGCCAGCACUUUAUUUUCGUUUUUCCCAAUGCGUUACCUUCCUUUAUGGUGCUACAAAAAUAAAUUUUUGUCCUACAGAAAAAUCUCCCAGUGCAGAAUGCCUUCUCUUUUCAUCUCUGGACUCUCUGACCAGUUAAUUCCACCAGUAAUGAUGAAGCAACUUUAUGAACUCUCUCCAUCUCGGACUAAAAGAUUAGCCAUUUUUCCUGAUGGAACUCAUAAUGAUACAUGGCAGUGCCAGGGUUACUUCACUGCUCUUGAACAGUUCAUCAAGGAAGUAAUAAAGAGUCAUUCUCCUGAAGAAAUGGCAAAAACUUCAUCCAAUGUAACGAUUAUAUAAUGUUUUUCUUUUUGAUUAAUGCACUGUAUUUUAAUGUGUGCAGAAUGAUAAAGAAUGUUCCUUGCUAGAAGUGUGUUAUGUCUGUACUUGUCUGAAGAGUGACAUUAAACUUUGAAAGGACUUCAGUGCUCUUUUAAGAUAUAAUCCAAAUAGUUUUUUACAUUUGAAGAACUGUAAUUCUUGAGAUUAUUUCAUACGUUUUCGUCAAGUCUUUCACUGUGGUUAUGUAUCCAUAUCUUUAGUUUAAUGUGCCAGUACCAUAGCACAUUCAAAAGUUUCUUGUUGCAAAAGUGGUGUAAUCUCUGUGACACUUAGAUUAAUGGUGGGAUAUAGAAGGAGACAUGUGAACAAGAAACCUUUGAGUAUUAUUUCUUUAGUAAAUGUUGGGACAAUCAUGGUAAACAAAUUUAGUUCUGUAAGUGCAUUUUUCACCUUAAAAGUUGAAAUGAAAUGCAUGAUAGUAUUUUAUUCCUUAAAUUAUGCAAUGCAAUGUUUUUAAUGUAAAUACCGAUGUAUAUGGUAACUUGGGUUAUAUCUAUUUUUAUGUAAACUCUAUUUUGUUUUUGGCAAGAGGUGAAAUUGAGGCCUGUGUGCAGGUUGCCAUUAAAUUUUGCUCUGGUGAAUGCUGAGAUCCAGCUUUUUCUUACAAAUAAAUGGGACCCCAUUUUCCAAUAUUAACGUACCCUGUUUUGUUAGGUACAGUCUGGAUCAUGGCAUGUAAAAAUAGAAAUUUAGAAUUUUACUGCAGCUUUGAUGUGCAUAUUUGAACUUUUUAACAUUUGUAAUUUUGGUGGCAAAGAGAAUUUUAGCUUCUGUCAAUUUUGUAAGUCUACAGCUGAACCACUAAUAGCCGUCAUAAUAAAGGUUAGAACUUGUUUAAGAAUUAGAUUAGGAAGUCUUACCAUUACAUGAUUGUAUAUACUGUGUUAGAAAAAUUCCCACCUCUGAUUUUUAAGUCCCAGUAUCUAGGUAUAUCUCACCCAACUAAAGCCAGGAUAUUAUCUAUUGGACUUUCUGAAAAUAAAAAUUACAAAAACAAAAGUAAAAAAACUAUGUUCUUUUUGGUUUAAUGUUUCAGUUGCUAUGAAAUAGAAGAAUUCCUACAUCAAGAGACAGUUUUAUGGAGUCUUAUUUAUUUAUUUUCUACACGUUAGGAAUGUGGAAUGAAGGCACUCUAGAGCUUUUUCUCAACAGAACCUAUUACCACAUUUAACAAUUAAAUGGCUGUAAGUGGAAAGUAGUAUUUAGACAUAUAGAAGAGUGAGAAAAAUCUUGAAAAAAAAGAGUCCCUUAAAACUUGCAGGAUUUACCUUAAAAAAAAAAAACAAAACUAUGAGGCAUAAUUGUGCUAAGUUGUUUUAAGCAGUCCUCAAAAAUUAGAUGUAAUUGAGCUCUGUACGUUAUGUCAGCUUUAACAUAAAAUCGUUUGGAUAUUUUAGCUGUAUUUAUUGGCUUUGUGCAAGCAACUAGAGCAGAGAAAUAAUGGGUCAGUAAUCUUGACCUUAAUUUAAAACUCUUUCCAUGGAGAUAGGGCUAGAAAUACUUUUGCCAAAUAACCUUCUUGUCAUUCACUUUGUGUCAGUAUUUAGAAAAGAAUAAAUUAUAGCAAGUAUGAUUUCUAAAGGAUUUUUUUUAUAAAUUAUUGUAAAAAAUCAUUUUUUUUUUUUAAAGUUGGUAAUGGGUAUUAUGGAAGGUGUAUUUUGUAUGUAUAAAUUCACCACAGUUAAAGGACACUUUUCAUCUUGUCAAUCAUUGCUAUGUAGAAUGACUAUCCUAGAUAGUGAUGUAUUAAAAAGCAAAAAGUUAAUACAACAAAAUGUAAUGUAUUUAGAAAUGAGCUUACGUGGCACACCUUAGACUUGUACCAUUCUUUAAAGUUUACAAAGUACCUUCUUAGGUUUCGUGUAAUCAUUUUGUCUACUACGCUGCAGAGGAAUUUGUCAACUUCAGUUGUAAAUAUUACGCUGAUGAAGUGUAGAAGCUUUUUCUUCAUCGGUUUUUGUCCUUAGGCUGCUUUUUUUCUAUACUCCAGGUUUAUAAACAAUCUUCUUUUUUUUAAGCCAAGACUUCAGAAGUUGUAGAGUACUUGUGCCCAUCCCUACCUUCAUUCUCUUCUUGGGGGUAAGGAACCUUUUGUCCUGCAGCACAGGGAAGAGGCUGCAUAUCAAGUCGUAGUACUUUCCUAGUUUCGGUGUGUGAGACCGUUUCCUUAGAUGAGAAGAGGGUAGAAAACAAGCUCUUUAUUAUCAAGGGUCCCUGGAGCCCAUGGCAUCAUUUUUUUAAAAUAUGUCUUAUUUUGUUGCCAAAGUGAUUGGUCCUAAUAAAACAUCAUUUCUUCAUGAGUCCCUCCUUCAUUUGGACCCAUCUCUUAGUGGGAGUAGAAAUGUGUCUGCCUUGUGUAUUAAUUUCUGGCUCAUUUAUGCAAGAGCAGCUAUAGGAAUUUAUGAAUGAAUUUUAAGUUAUUAAGCUACUGAAAUUUGGAAAUCCUAGAUGUAUGGCAAGAUAGAAUUCAUUUAGGUCAAAAUCCAUUAUUUUAAAAGGGAUUAUGGGAAAAUGGCAAAAAGAAUAAGAUAUUGCAAAAGAUGGGAAGAAACUUUGUAACAGAAUAAAGACUACUAAGUGGAUGGAAACAACUGGAAAGGGAAAUGUGACAUAGUUCUUAAAUGUAGAUCUAGGAAAUAAUUAACUGAUGAGGUUGGUGUAAAGGAAGCCCCAGUGCAGAAGGAAACACUUGAAGGCAUUUCUAACCAAGAAUGUGACUGGAGCACCUGACCUUGCAGGUACCCAAAGUCUUUGCAAAUACUUUGUAAAAUUAAUAUUUUCAUUAAAAUGGUAUUCUUAAUUUUGUGACAGGGCAGCUUAAAUUUACUUUUUCGUGAUGAGCUGUAGACACUUGAUAAUCCCCCACCUGCCGGCUUUAUUAAUGAGUCACCGGACUGAUUGUAUUGUAACACUUCUUGUUGAGAAUUCGUACCACCUGAUGCUUUCAUAUUCAUCUUUUAUUUUUGUAAGAUUUGAUUUGAAGUGGGACUAGAUUUGUUUGGUGGAAUUAAAGAAUGAAGGCCAUAUUCACUUUUAUAUAAAUUAUCUUGCAAGCUCAGCUGAACUGUAGCUUUCAUUAUUGCGUCCCUUUCUUGAGGUUAGGAGUAAAUAAGGUAAACUUCCAAAAAGGAUGUCACAGAAGUCACUUUUUAAAUUAGGUCAUGAUUGAAAUAUAUUGAAAUCUUCCACUGACCUCUCCCCUCUCGUUUUUCCUAUUAUAUUUGACAACAAUUAUGGAGGCAAAAAAAUGAAAAAAAUUAGUCAUAAUGCUUUUGGAUUAUCCACUUAAUUUUAUGUAUUUUCGUAUCACUCAGGUAAAGUUGGAAAUGGCAGAGCACAGACAUCUAUUUUUUAAAUCAAUAGUAUAGAAAAUGAAAGCACUUCUGUUUAUUUAUAUGACCAUAUAUGCACAUCAUCUUAGCUAAUCAGAAAUAAUAUAUUCAUUUGAAUGGUGAAAUAAAUGCAUUCAUCCGAAUAGUAGUCAACACAUUUUUGCCAAAUGGCGCAAAUAUACCUCCAUUUAUAUUUUGUAUCUUAAAAAUGUAGUUUAAAGAUAGGACUAUGUGUAAGAGACACUUUUUUACAAAAAGUGCCAUAUAUACAUAUGUAACAGGGAUGAGUGUGUGUUGUUUAACAUAAUUUAUGGCAAUUUCUGUCAGUACAGCAUAUACUGAAAAUUCAAGUUGUUUUUAACAUAUUUAAGUACAUUCCAGGAUAAAAUAAGUUAAUCCAGUUUCAUAAUGUAAAUCAUAUUUUUGUUAUUUGCCAUAUUUUAUUUGAAGCAGUAAUAAAAUUUUAUAACUCCAGUUUGAAUGUUACAGUGCAUUAUGUGCUAACAUGGAAAGCAAACAUUUACGUUUGUUUUUUUACAAUAAAUUUCUUUUAAAAUAUACUUUCUAUUUUUCUGUACUGACAUAUGCAAUAAAUUGAUACAUUAAAAGUUUGAUUAAUGUCUUAA